This is a messenger RNA of Antechinus flavipes (yellow-footed antechinus), 8367 nucleotides long. It is a transcript of the gene CIC, whose product is annotated as capicua transcriptional repressor. Gene Ontology annotation, biological process: regulation of transcription by RNA polymerase II. The transcript has 21 exons. The record is from RefSeq and is a predicted model, not a curated record. Gene Ontology annotation, cellular component: nucleus. NCBI's taxonomy places the organism in Eukaryota, Metazoa, Chordata, Mammalia, Dasyuromorphia, Dasyuridae. Bases 184 to 7818 code for a protein of 2544 amino acids. Gene Ontology annotation, molecular function: RNA polymerase II transcription regulatory region sequence-specific DNA binding; DNA-binding transcription factor activity, RNA polymerase II-specific.
GGGCGGGAGGGAGGGAGGGAGGAGGGAACGGGCCGAGGCAAGCCGAACCGAGCCCAGCCAGCCCAACCCGGCCCUGCCCAGCCCGACCCGGCCCGGCCCAGCCUGGCCCCGCGGAGCCCAGGGAGUCCAGCCCGGACCCCCGCCCAGGUCCCUACUGGAGACAGACCGAGGAAGGAGGCGAAGAUGAAACCCAUGAAGAAAGCGGGCGCGCUCCCCGGGCACAGCGGCAGCAGCAAGUCCCCCCCGGCCACCAGGGCCAAGGCCCAGAAGCGCCGCACGGCGGGCGAGGGGGGCCGGGACGAGGAGGACGAGCAGCAGCAGCAGCAGCAGGACGAGGAGGCGCCCCCUGCGGAGGAGGAGGAGGAGCGGCUCCCGGAGGGCGAGGCCGCCUCGGCUCAGCCGCCCCCCGCGGGACCCCCCGAGGACCCCGCGCAAGCUCUGGCGCCGGCCGAGGACCCCAAGGGGGAGGGGGAGCCCGGCCGCUGGGAGCCUUCCCUGAGCCGGAAGACCGCCACCUUCAAGUCGAGGGCCCCCAAGAAGAAGUACGUGGAGGAGCACGGCGCGGGGGGGGGCAGCGGGCCGGAGGAGCCCCCGGCCACCCCCGAGGAGGGCAGGGCCUGCGCCCUGCCGGCCCCGCCGCCCGCCUCCGCGCGGUCAUCCUCCACGGACACAGCCAGCGAGCACUCGGCCGACCUGGAGGAGGAGCCGCCCGAGCCCGGCCCCCCGGCGCCCUGGCCCCCCGGCUCCGCGGGGGCCGCGGCCUGUGACCUGCGCCUGCUGCGCUCCCAGAAGGUCCUGGCGCGGCGGGACGGGCUCUUCGUGCCCGCCGUGGUGAAGCAGGUCCGGCGCAGCCAAGACCUCGGCGUGCAGUUCCCCGGGGACCGGGCCCUGACCUACUACGAGGGGGCGCUGGCCGGCGGCGUGGACGUGGUCCUGGACGCCACGCCGCCCCCCGGGGCGCUGGCCGUGGGCACCGCCGUGUGCACCUGCGUGGACCCCGGCGAGGCGGCCUACCGCGAGGGCGUGGUGGUGGAGGUGAACGCCAAGCCGGCCUCCUACAAGGUGCGCCUGAGCCCCGGGCCCCCCGCGGGGCUCCCGCUGAGCCCGCCCCCCAGGGACCCCGAGGCCGUCUGGGUGGGCCGCUCCAGCCUGCGCCUCCUGCGCCCCCCCUGGGGCCCCGAGGAACGGAGGAAGCUGCCGCCGGAGGCCGCCCCCGGGGAGCAGGGAGAGGAGCCGGCGCGGAGCCCGCCGCCCCCGCCGCCGCCGCCGCCCCCCUGCCCCCCCGGCCUGGAGCCCAAGCAGCCGGAGGACGCCGAGGUCUCCAAGAUCAGCUUCGGCCAGGCGGCCCCGGAGGAGGAGGAGGAGAAGCGGCCCCCCGCCUGCGCCGCCGCCCAGCCUCUGCUGCCGCGGCCCCCGCCCCAGCUGCUCUCGCCGCCCCCCAAGUCCCCGGCCUUCGCCGGGCCCGGCCGCCCCCCCGAGCAGCCCUCCCCCGGGCAGGACGGGGCCGGGACCUCCCUGGAGCGGGGGGCGGCGCCGCCGGCCCGGGCCCGGACGCCCCUCACGGCCGCCCAGCAGAAGUACAAGAAGGGGGACGUGGUGUGCACGCCCAACGGCAUCCGCAAGAAGUUCAACGGCAAGCAGUGGCGGCGGCUGUGCUCGCGCGACGGCUGCAUGAAGGAGUCCCAGCGCCGGGGCUACUGCUCGCGCCACCUGUCCAUGCGCACCAAGGAGAUGGAGGGGCUGGCCGAGGCGGGCGCGGGCGCGGGCCCCGGGGGGGCCGCCCGCCCCCCCGCCCGCGAGGGCAGCGCCGAGUUCGACUGGGCCGACGAGACCUCGAGGGACAGCGAGGCCAGCAGCGUGGCGGCGCGCGGGGACUCGCGGCCCCGCCUGGUGGCGCCCGCCGACCUGUCGCGCUUCGAGUUUGACGAGUGCGAGGCGGCCGUGAUGCUGGUGUCUCUGGGCAGCUCGCGCUCCGGGACGCCCUCCUUCUCGCCCGUCUCCACCCAGUCGCCCUUCUCCCCGGCCCCCUCGCCCUCGCCCUCGCCCCUCUUCGGCUUCCGGCCCGCCAACUUCAGCCCCAUCAACGCGUCCCCCGUGAUCCAGCGCACCGCCGUCCGCAGCCGGCAUCUGAGCGCCAGCACCCCCAAGGCCGGCGUGCUGACCCCGCCGGAGCUGGGCCCCCACCCGCCGCCCCCCGCCCCCCGGGAGCGCCACUCCUCGGGCAUCCUGCCCACCUUUCAGACCAACCUGACCUUCACGGUGCCCAUGAGCCCCGGCCGGCGCAAGCCGGAGCUGCUGCCCCACCCGGGGGGGCUCGGGGGCCCCGGGGGCGCGGGGGGCCCGGACUUUCAGAAGGCCGACAGCCUGGACUCCGGAGUGGACCCCGUCUCCCACCCCCCGACCCCCUCCACGCCGGCCGGCUUCCGGGCCGUGUCGCCGGCCGCGCCCUUCCCCCGCUCCCGCCAGCCGUCCCCGCUGCUGCUGCUGCCCCCCCCGGCCGGCCUCACAUCCGACCCCGGCCCCUCGGUGCGGCGGGUGCCGGCCGUGCAGAGAGACUCUCCCGUGAUCGUCCGAAAUCCCGACGUCCCGCUGCCUUCCAAGUUCCCCGGGGAGGUGGCCGCGGGCGGGGAGACCCGGGCCGGCGGCCAGCCCAGCAGAGCUGGGCGAGAGCACCCCGGCGCCCCCGGGGCGAACAGUGGGAAGCCGGGCCCGCCCCCGCCCCUGCCCGCCCCCGUCCCCAUCAGCGUCCCCCCCGCCGGGCCGGCCGCCGUGGCUCAGCCGGGCCCGGCUUUUGGACUGGCCUCCUCACCGUUCCAGCCGGUCGCCUUCCACCCCUCGCCCACCGCCCUGCUGCCCGUCCUCGUGCCCAGCAGCUACCCUGGGCACCCCGCCCCCAAGAAGGAGGUCAUCAUGGGCCGGCCUGGGACAGUGUGGACAAAUGUGGAGCCACGCUCAGUGGCCGUAUUUCCCUGGCACUCGCUUGUCCCAUUCCUGGCACCCAGCCAGCCUGACCCUUCUGUUCAGCCCAGUGAGGCCCAGCAGCCAGCCAGCCACUCUGUCUCCUCUAGCCAGAGCAAAGAGCCCGCAGAGUCCGCGGCAGUAGCCCACGAGCAAUGCUCCAGUGGGACAGGAGGCCCAGAAUCUGGACGGCCACCUGGGGCUACCUGCCCCGAGAGCCCAGCUCCCGGCCCUCCCCAAGCCCCUGGGGCUUCCGAAGGCAGCAAGGUUCCACCUCAGCAUUCUGAGGAGGAAGGCCCCGGGCCUACCGGGGAGAGCCGGCUGGAUAGCGAGACUGAGAGUGACCACGAUGACGCGUUCCUCUCUAUCAUGUCUCCUGAGAUCCAGUUGCCACUCCCACCAGGAAAACGCCGGACACAGUCCCUCAGCGCCUUGCCCAAGGAGAGGGACUCUUCCUCCGAGAAGGAUGGGCGCAGCCCCAACAAGAGGGAGAAGGAUCACAUCCGACGGCCCAUGAACGCCUUCAUGAUAUUCAGCAAGCGACACCGGGCCCUGGUGCAUCAGCGCCACCCAAACCAGGAUAACCGGACCGUCAGCAAGAUUCUGGGCGAGUGGUGGUAUGCUCUGGGACCCAAGGAGAAACAGAAGUACCACGAUCUGGCCUUUCAGGUGAAGGAGGCCCACUUCAAGGCCCACCCGGACUGGAAAUGGUGCAACAAGGACCGGAAGAAGUCAAGCUCAGACGCCAAGCCCGUGGCCCUCGGCCUGGCGGGAGGUCCCAAGGAGAUGCGAGAGCGCAGCAUGUCCGAGACCGGCACGGCAGCCGCCCCUGGAGUCUCGUCAGAGUUACUGUCGGCAGCAGCCCAAACCUUGCUGGGCACGGAGGUCAAGACCCCGGCCUCUGGCCCUGGGACCGCAGAACGGCUCCACGCCGCGGGGCCCGGCCCCACCAGGCCUCGAGCGUUCUCCCACAGUGGUGUGCACGGCUUAGACGGGGGUGAGCCGGACAGCCAGGCGCUGCAGGAACUCACCCAGAUGGUGUCGGGUCCAGCUCCCUACACGGGACCGAAGCCUGCACCUCAGUAUGGAGGCCCGGGGCCUUUUGCCACUCCCAGCGAGGGCGGAACCUUGGCGGGCGGGCGGCCCCCGAUGCUGCCGGCGCGGCCGUCCCGCUCCCAGCGCACGGCCAGCGAAGACAUGACCAGCGACGAGGAGCGGAUGGUCAUCUGUGAGGAGGAAGGCGACGAUGACGUCAUCGCGGACGACGGCUUCGGCAGCGCCGACAUCGACCUGAAGUGCAAAGAGCGGGUGACGGACAGCGACAGCGAGGACAGCUCCGGGGAGGACCCCGAGGGCGCCAAGGGCUUUGGCAGGAAGUUGUUCUCACCUGUGAUCCGGUCAUCCUCUUUGUCUACUGCCUUCACUCACUGCCGCCCACCCCUGGAGUCUGAACCCCCCGGAGCCCCUGACCCAUCUUCAGCUUUUUCCAAGGGCUACGGGCCCACGCCAUCCUCCUCCUCCUCCUCCUCUUCCUUCCAGUUGGCCCCCGGGACCUUCAAGACCCAAGAGUCUGGUCGAGGUGUUGCCACAGGGCCUCUUCGUGCCCAGCACUCGGUCGGGGGAGGCCCCCUGCCUCCUAAAGCCCGAUUUCCUCCUGUGGACCCAAAUGCUUAUCGGCGCAAGCGGCCAGAGAGCACGGGAGGGCCGGAGCCCCCUGGAUCCCAGUCCUUCCCCAGCCCCUCGGUCAUCGCCUCGCCUUCUGGAGGGGGUGUCCUGCAGGCCUUAGUGCUGCCCCCCGGGGGCAGCCUGUACCCAGCCAAGGAUCCCCCCGAGCGGGAUGGGAGCGCAGCUGCCCGACUGCCGUCGGCCACGGUGCUGGUGACGGCCCCUGCCUCGCUGGGGAGUGGAGGACUCGCCUAUGGAGCCCCCCCAGCCCCCCCACGCCCCGCUCCAACUGUGGUGACCAAUGUGGUCCGGCCGGUCAGCAGCACCCCGGUGCCCAUUGCUUCCAAACCCUUCCCUGGGGCGGGGCGAGGUGAGGGAUCACCGGCCGAAGGAGGUGCCAAAGGGGAGGCGGGGGCUGGUCCCCGAGCACCAGGGGGCUCUCCGCUCGGUAUCGGUCUGGUCUACACCGAUAAAAAGCAAGCAGCCCCUACGGCCCCGCAUCUGGUGGCAGGGCCCCUUCUGGGGGUGGGCAAGGCCCCCGCUGCCGUGACCAACCUUCUUGUGGGCACCCCGGGAUAUGGUGCCUCUGCCCCUCCGGCUGUGCAGUUCAUUGCCCAAGGACCGCCCGGUGGAGGUGGGGCAGCAGCUGCAGCAGGGCCCCCCACUGGCAGUGGCCCUAAUGGCCCUGUGCCCCUGGGCAUCUUGCAGCCCGCCCCUCUAGGCAAACCUGGGGGCAUCACCCAGGUGCAGUACAUUCUGCCCACCCUGCCCCAGCAGCUGCAAGUGGCCCCAGCCCCGACGGUGCCUGGGCCCAAAGCCGCAGCUGUCGGGGGAUCGGGCCCCACGGCCAGCAUCCGCUUUGCCCUGCCACCAGGAACUGCCACCAAUGGGAAGGUCCUGGCACCAGCCACCCCGGCCCCUGGGAUUCCCAUCCUGCAGCCAGUGCCCUCUGCCGCACCCCCCAAAGCCCAGUCAGUGUCUCCAGUGCAGGCCCAGCCCUCGGCAGGCUCCACCCAGCUGCUGCCCGGGAAGGUCCUGGUGCCCCUGGCGGCACCUGGCGUGGCGGUGCGAGGCGGGGGAGCCAGCCAGUCUCUGCCCUUGGUGAGCCCACCCUUCUCUGUGCCAGUGCAGAACGGAGCCCAGCCAUCUAGCAAGAUCAUCCAGCUCACCCCGGUGCCGGUGACCACCCCCGGCAGCCUGGUGCCCCCGCUCAGCCCGGCCACCCUGCCCAGCCCUGCCUCCCAGUCCCAGAAGGUCAUUCUGCCCUCUUCCACCAGGAUAACCUACGUGCAGUCGGCCGCCGGGCACGCCCUGCCCCUGGGCCCCGGCUCCUCCUCCAGCCAGAGCGCGGCUCCCGGCACGCCGGCCUCCUACGGGCCGGCCAGCUCCGUGGCCCUGGGCUUCACCACCAUCGGGCCCAGCGGUCCUGCCAUAGUCCAGCCCCUGAUCUCAGGCCAAGCCCCGCUUCUGGCCCCAGGCCAGGUUGGCGUGUCACCAGUCCCCAGCCCCCAGCUGCCGCCAGCCUGCACUGGGGGUCCCGUCAUCACAGCCUUCUACCCUGGCGGGCCAGGGGGCCCCUCAGCCAUGCCCCUCCCUCAGCCAACCCCACCAGCCCCCGCCCCCCCGGGUCUCGUCUAUACCGUGGCCACCAGUGCUGCCCCACCUGCUGCCAUCCUGCCCAAGGGCGGGGCACCCGCUCCUCCGGCCCCCACUGCCUCUCAGACCCCUACUAGUCCUUUCCCCAGUGCCACAGGCUCUGUGGCUUACAGCUUGGUGACCCCGAAAGCCCAGCGCCCCCCACCCAAGCCCCCACAGAAAGUGAAGGCGGCCAUCGCCAGCAUCCCCGUGGGGUCCUAUGAGUCGGGGGUCCCUGCCCGGCCGGGUCCCGUCCCCCGGCAGGCUGCGGAGCAGAGCGCCACCAGGGAGGUGCCCCCAGAGGCGGAGGCUGACGGUCGGCCGGCCACCCCCGCGCCCCCACCUCCCCCGGAAAAUUGGGUUCCGCCCGGCCGGGAGAGCUCACGGGCCAGCCCUCCCCCAGGCCCGCCCGCCGAGGAUCGGACAGGAGUCAAGGCACCGGAAAUGGCCGGCAAGAUUCCCAGCUCCCCUGAUUGGCGGAUUCCAGCCCUGGCACUGGAGAGCCGCAGCGAGCCCCCGGCUCCGCCCAGCCCAGCCCCCGCCCCUGGGGGCAGCGAAGGGGGUGGCGGGCGGCCUCCCGGGACCGGGGACACCCCAGAGCGGAAGGAAGCCCCCAGCAAGAAGGUGAAGGUUCGGCCUCCUCCGCUGAAGAAGACCUUUGACUCGGUGGACAACAGGGUCCUCUCGGAGGUGGACUUCGAGGAGCGCUUCGCGGAGCUGCCCGAGUUCCGGCCGGAGGAGGUGCUGCCCUCGCCCACGCUGCAGUCGCUGGCCACCUCCCCCCGCGCCAUCCUGGGCUCCUACCGGAAGAAGAGGAAGAACUCGACGGACCUGGACUCAGCCCCAGAGGACCCCACCUCCCCCAAGCGCAAAAUGAGGCGUCGUUCGAGCUGCAGCUCCGAGCCCAACACGCCGAAGAGCGCCAAGUGCGAGGGCGACAUCUUCACCUUUGACCGCACCGGCACGGAGGCGGAGGACGUGCUGGGGGAGCUGGAGUACGAGAAGGUGCCCUACUCGUCGCUGCGCCGCACCUUGGACCAGCGGCGCGCCCUGGUCAUGCAGCUCUUCCAGGACCACGGCUUCUUCCCCUCGGCCCAGGCCACGGCCGCGUUCCAGGCGCGCUACGCAGACAUCUUCCCCUCCAAAGUGUGUCUCCAGCUGAAGAUCAGAGAGGUCCGGCAGAAGAUCAUGCAGGCGGCAACCCCCACAGAACAGCCUCCCAGUGGGGAGGCCCCUGGCCCCGGGCCUCCCCCGCCAGCGCAGGGACCGCUCCCCCGCCCCCCACCGAGGGCCCCGACUCACCCUCCCCUGCUCCGGACUCCUCGUCCUCCGUCCCUUUGGCCGCCCCUCCCCAAGCCUCGGAGCCAGCACCCAGUGACGCCGGCUGGGACGGGGCCGGCCAGCCUUCCCCUCCCCCGCCCGGACCCUCCCCGGGGGGCAGGUGAGGGGUCCGCAGGGGAAUAUCAUCCCCCAAGAGGAGACAGACGGCCCCGAGCUGGCCCCGGGCACGGCGGUGCAGGGGGCGGAAAGCUGGGGGGGAGGGGGGAGCCCCGUAUGUGAAGCCUCUCUCCAGUGAACGGAGGAGUAAGGUCCCCUCCUCCCACUGCUCCCCUCCCUGGGAUCUGGGGGGGCGGCGGUGGGCAGAGGGGGGACUCCGGCCCCCGCGGAGCCCCUGUACAUAACCUGGAGUUUGUUACCUUUCGAAUCUUUUCACUCUACUUUAUGCAAAAUGGCUCAUGAGGGCAGGACUGCCGGAGGGAAAGCUGGGAGCCCCCUUCCCCCCGGGGGCCGCUGGGGAGAUAGCCCAGAACUGAGGGUAGUGGCGCCCACUUCUCUCUCUCCCCUCCCUCAAGGGGCUGGACUCAGGUUAGUUUGGGGGUAGGGGUGGAGGAUCAGGCCGGGGGGGCUCCUGCACUUUGGCCCGAGGUGGGGGGCAGGCAGGGUGUGCCCCUUUCCUCCUCACCUGCUCCCCCACCAGGCUGUACUUUCUAAGAAGGCAAUUUCCCUGUCCCCCACCCCCAUCCCUGGAACAAUACAUGUUGAUCAUGUGCAAUAUUUCUUACUGUGCCGAGAAGCCUCGAAGACCGAGAUUAAAGCUGUUUUAACACA